Messenger RNA from Cornus florida, 3399 nucleotides. RefSeq names its product putative disease resistance RPP13-like protein 3. NCBI's taxonomy places the organism in Eukaryota, Viridiplantae, Streptophyta, Magnoliopsida, Cornales, Cornaceae. Gene Ontology annotation, biological process: defense response to other organism. Gene Ontology annotation, molecular function: ADP binding. The record is from RefSeq and is a predicted model, not a curated record. Bases 193 to 2043 code for a protein of 616 amino acids. The transcript has a single exon.
CUGCUAAGUAAGACCACUAUUGGAUAGAGCUUAAACAGGUUGUGAAAAAAUUAGUUAGGGAUGACAGAAACUGUUGUCGGUUUUCUGUUGGAGAACAUGCUGCAACUGAUAAAUUCUAAUGACAAAUUGAUUCUCAAGGCUUAUUAGGAAAAAGUCAUUGAGAGGGAACAAAUCCAAUCGCUUUAUGAGGAUAUGCAAUUCCUACAAAAGUUUUUGAAGGAUUCGGAGGACAAACGAGAUGAGCAUAAAGAGCUGAAGAGCCUGGUGGAGAAGAUUAGAGAAGUCAGUUACAGGGCAGAAGAUAUUAUUGAUUGGUUCGUACUCAAUGUUGCCUUGCAGAGAGAUGGAAACAUUACUGAUGAUAUCCCUCUCUACUUGAGUUUUUCCGAAAGUAUUGUUCACCUGGCUCGGGAGAUUUCUGACCGUCUUAAACCUUCAAUGACCGAUAUUGCUUCUAUCAAGGAAUGCAAUAGAGAGAUGAUGGGUAUUCUCUCGUGGCUUGAGUCUCGCAUGGCUGACAAAAUUCAUCUAUAUCUCUAUGGUGAUGCAGUAGAAGAGAUAGAGUUUAUGAUGUCCAUCAUCAAAGAGGUGAUCGAGAUUCAUGAGAAGGGCUCUAGUCUCAGAUGGUUUGAGCUGUCUCGCAAAGUUGAUUGCCUCAAUGGUUUGUACUAUAAGGUGCGUUUCCAGGCUGAGAUGCUUUACCGGGCUGAGAUAAUUCGUAAUAAUUGCUCUGACCGUGCCAGAGAAGAUUCCAAUCCUAAAGAGGCACAAGUGACGGAUUUUUGGAAGGGAUUGAGGCUCACGAUUUUCUUAUCUAGAGACUAUUAUCUCCUCUUUAGGAGGCUCGAAGAGAUGGUCAGCAUGGCUAAGAAAAUUUGUCGUGCAUUACCCGGUGUCACAAAAGAGAUAAUGCUUAUCAAGACUAAGGUGACAAAGAUCUAUGAGAGGAGAUCAAGUGACAAAUGGCUUAAUUCUCUCGUGACUAAUGAAUUCUGUCAUUUCCUUAGUUUGUCCGAAGAGAUGCUUGAACUUGCAAAGAAAAAUUUUCAUAGCUUCGAUGGUGUCAUAGAAGAGAUUAAGCCCAUCAUGAUAGAGGUCAUGAAUAUCAACCAGAAGGGAUUGAGACUCUCAUGGCUUGAGUCUCCUAUAGCUGAUCAAUUCCGUCAAGGGUUUGCUAUUAUCAGAAAAGAGAUUGAAUCCACUAAGAUAGAGGUGAUGCAGAUUUAUAAGGAGAUGUAUGGCAUUGGAUUUUCGCAAGUUCGGAAGUCUUCACAUGGAGCUUUGUCAAAACCCGCUAGCUCCAUAGUCAAGGAAGAAAUCAUAGUGGGCUUUGAUGAUGAAACAACAAAGAUCAAACAGCUGCUUAUUGAAGAGCAUCAAAAGCAGCUAAAAGUUAUUCCAAUCAUUGGGAUGCCUGGACUUGGUAAGACUACUUUGGCAAUGCAAGUGUACAACGAUGACUACAUUGAGUAUCACUUUCAUAUUCGUGCAUGGACCUAUGUAUCCCAAGUGUACCAGAGGAGAGAUUUGCUGAUUAAAAUUUUGAGUUCUGCACAUAUCCAGCUUAAAGGUAAAUUUGACGGAAUGAGCGAUCAACAAUUAGGUGAAGGACUAUACAAAAGUUUAAAAGAUAAGAAAUAUCUCAUUGUUAUAGACGAUAUAUGGGAGUUCAGGGCCUGGGAUGAUUUGAAAAGAUAUUUUCCAGAUGACAAGAUCGGAAGCAGAAUUAUAUUUACUAGUCGACAUGCAGCUGUAGCUAUGGCUAUGCAAGUUGAACCUCAUUAUUUGCGGUUUCUAAAUCCUGAUGAAAGUUGGGAUCUAUUGCAUCAAAAGGCAUUUCGAGGAGGAAGUUACCCUGAAGAGUUGGAGGAAGUCGGAAAGCAAAUUGCCAAAAAAUGUCAAGGACUACCACUUGCAAUUCUUGUAAUAGCUGGACUUCUCGCAAAGAAAGAAAAAGUAUUGGAGGCAUGUUGCUUAAAAUAUAAGUUCAUACAUCGUUACUCACCCGGAGAAAUACAUGGACACAUUAGCGUUAAGUUAUGAUCACUUGCCUCGUCACUUGAAACCAUGCUUUCUCUAUUUUGGAGCAUUCCUUGAAGACUCUGAAAUUUCAGUUUGGGAGUUGAUUUGAUUAUGGAUUGCUGAGGGAUUUAUACCGCAAAAUCAGGCAAAAAGUUUAGAGGAAGUGGCGGAGGAUUUCAUGAUGGAUCUAAUUGAUAGAAGUUUAGUGAUUGUUUCUAAAAAAACUCUAAUGGUGGAAUCAAAGCAUGUCGUGUCAAUGAUCUUUUGCAUGACUUAUGCUUUAGAAAAGCAGAGGAAGAAAAUUUUUUAGCCAUAUUUCAAGGUAAGGACCCAAAUGUGUCUUCUACUGGAAAAAUGUCACGUCGCAUUUGCAUCCAUCCGCAUUUUCAAUAAUUAGCUUCUUGGUCUCACCACAAAGUUGAAACAUGUGUUAAUUCAAAUCAUGCUAUUGAGAUCCGCUCUUUCUCCUCAACUUUGAAGUUAUCUGAGUCUUUUGUGUCAUCAUUAUGUGGAGCCUUCAAACUUCUGAGGGUGUUGAACAUAUCAUUCAUCAAAAUUUUCUCAUUUCCCGAGGAACUACAAAUGCUAGUUGUUACAAGGGGAGACUUGUCCCACAUCGGAUCCGGAUGGGAAGUAACAUGGGUAUAAUAUGCAGCACUACCCAACAGUUCGAGUUUUUGGGUAAAUGGGCAAGUACCCACCCGUUACAGUUGGUAUUAGAGCCAGACCUUGUCCUUGAUCUGGUGCCACGCCAAGCGCCUGGCCCGGAAGGCGUCCGGGUGAGCCACCCAGGGUAGGCAGGGUGGCCCGACCGCAAUGAGGGCGUUGCGAGUUCAGGUGGGGGAGAAUGUUACAAGGGGAGACUUGUCCCACAUUAGAUCCGGAUGGGAAAUAACAUGGGUAUAAAUGGGUGGGUAUGCGAAUGUUACAAGGGGAGACUUGUCCCACAUCAGAUCCGGAUGAGAAGUAACAUGGGUAUAAAUGGGUGGGUAUGCAGCACUACCCGACAGUUUGAGCUUUUGGGUAAAUGGGCAAGUGCCCACCCGUUACACUAGUCCACUUGAGAUAUUUAUCGUUUCAUGUUGAGGGCGAGGAGCAAUAUUUCCGACCAUUGAUUUCCAACCUCAGCAAGCUAGAAACAUUUAUUGUUGAAGGAGAACCAACAGGUUGGUUAUCUUUUUCAUAUGAUAUCUGGAGGAUGGUGAAGUUGAGGCAUCUACAUACAAAGCGGUCUAUUGAAAUCCCUCAUGUACCCGAUAAUGACCAUCACUUUGUAUUGGAUAACUUACAAACCAUAGGUAAAUUAGAUCUUUGUGGUCUUGAUGAACAAGUCUUGUGAUGGAUUCCAAAUCUCAAAAAACUAACAUGUUCUUUUAU